Messenger RNA from Mytilus californianus (California mussel), 2477 nucleotides. RefSeq lists its product as uncharacterized. The coding region runs from base 189 to 1166 and encodes 325 amino acids. NCBI's taxonomy places the organism in Eukaryota, Metazoa, Mollusca, Bivalvia, Mytilida, Mytilidae. The record is from RefSeq and is a predicted model, not a curated record. The transcript is spliced from 7 exons.
CAAAAUUGGAAAAAGAUUACCAUGGAUUUAAGCAUCAAUAGCAACCUUUCCACAUUUGAAUAACAAAAGAGAGUACCAGGCUAGACUGAACAGAUAAAACAUCCAAAUAACCUAGGAAGAGAGAUCUUGGCAUCAAAGGUUGGUUCUACCAUGCCCCUGCUAAACCAAAGGCACCAUCAGAGCCUGUGAUGUUACCAGCAACCUCACAAAUCCCAGGACUGAAUGCUGAAAUAGAAGGACAAUAUCAGGAUGACCCAAUUAAACCACUGUUCCGUGAGACGGAUUCUAAAUAUAUCAGACUGGCCAAACAGGGUGGUAGACAAAAUUUGUUACAGUUCAAAGAAAAUCCAAACAUGCGUGAAAGAGCACCAAAAGGAUAUCCCAGGCCUGAAUGGUUUUAUCUCGAGGAUAAUGCCCUUGAGGAUGCUGAAUUGAAAAAGACCGAACAACUCAAUCAUGACAUUGAAUAUCAGUACAUGGUACCUGAAUAUAUGGUCCAUGAGGAAUGGAAACCUGAAACAGACUUCUAUGAGAGACCAAGAAGGCAACCAUUCUCCUUUGAUAGGUUGUCAGCAUUUGAGAGGGAAGGAGAAAGAGUAACAGAUAAGACAAUUAAAUUGCCAGAAGUUAAAAAACCUGGCUUUGGUGUUCGCAGUGCUAAGCCAUUAAAGACAAAGCCAAGACCACAAGAAAGGACAAAACCAUCAACAGUAGCUAAACAGUCCCAGUUAGAACAGGAACGACCUCAUCUUAAAUAUUUACCAUUACCUGAGGGAGAUUCAAAUGGAAAUGGCAAACCAUCUAUGUCAAAGAUUCUAGGAUAUGAAUAUGAGAAAAAGUGGCACGACGAGGUCAACAAAUGGCAAUUCAAACAAGAUAAACUGAGAGCACAACAUAGAGCCAUGCUAAAUGAACAGGAUAAAGAACAAGGGGCAUCAGAAUACAAGUCAACCUUUGGGAAACCAGCCAGACCCCAAUAUGUCCAAGAAAAAGGAAGAAAAGUAUAUGACACAAGAUCCUACAAAUCACCCACUACAGACAAAGCAGCGAAUCAAGAAAAAGAAUUGUUCAAAUUAACAAGAUUUAAGAAUGUUGGUUCCAAGAUAGAUUCACACAAUCCACUAGUAACAUCCAAUUCAAACAGACCGGCAGUGGCAAGCCAUUAACCUGGGUGGGAAGUGGCAUUUCCUUACCCACAGUCAGGCAGUGGCAGGCCAUUGUAACUAACAAUCACUGAACAAUAUAAUAUUAUCUAAAUGAACAAAUUUUUGAAAUAAUAUUUAUGUUGCCUUAGAACCAGUAUACCACAAAAUAUUAUACAAGCAACAAGUUUUAGUAACAUCAAUCAGAGAGAUUUUUCAACUAGAACAGUUUGUGAAUGAUUUAUAGUUUUGGAAAACAUUCUAUGUUGAGCGAUCCGUUUACAAACAUACAACUCAAUGCAAUUAUGUAAGGAUUUUAAUGAAAACAUCUUUAGUUAGCGGUCAGUUUUUUAGUUGUUGAAUAUUUUCAUUUUGUUUUAGAAGUUAUUAGGCAGUUUGUAUAAUUUGUUUUCAACUGUUCUUAUAAUGAAUAAGUUUUAUCAAGUGCCUUGUUUCAACUUUUGUUACCAAUGAUCUUAAAACCAUUGUUAGUAAUUUUUAUUGUGUCAUUUUAUAAGGUUUAUUUUUAUAGUAAAAACAGUCUUUUAACAUCAUUUUGACCUUACACACCCAUGAUGAAGAAAGAUUUUUUUUUACUAACAGCUAUGAGUCCCAUUGUGGCAUCAGAAAUCGUGAUAAAUAUUUAAUUUGGUAUAUAUGUUCUAACAAAAUUUUCACUAUGUACAGCGGUUAAAAAAUAUUUUAUAGCUAAUCAUUUUUUUUAAAAUUAGUGUUAUUAGUUUAAAAACAUUUCCUCAUUAUUGGUAAUUUUCUCUGAAUUAAAUCAGUAGAUGGUAUAUUACACGUUCACUUUAUAUCAUCAGUAAUCAACCUGUGAUUUACUCUACACCAGCAAGAGUUAACAGAAUUAUCCUGUGUUAACUGUGCAUAGUAUUGGAUUAUCUUAGUUGAGAAAACACACAAGCAACAUAGUUUAUAGUUAACUUAAGUAUCUGACAUAUCUGGCAUAUAUAAUUUGUAAUGUUGUUACUUUUUAAUUGAGAACUUUUCUGGUGUAGGGGAGAUAAUCCAAUUUGAAUUGUGUUACAUUGCCAUUUACAAAUGCACUGUACAUCUGGUACUUACUUGGGCCUUGUGUGUUUUUCUAUUUUUAGGACUCAGAUCAUUGUCAAAAGAAAGUAUUAUUUUAUUUUUUGACUUUUCAUAACAUUAUACUUUUAUAUUGCAAGAAAAUGCAUCUUGUUGAAUUUUCUUUACAUUUGUUAAGACAUGGUUUUUGUAAAAAAGAUUUUAUGUACUACAUAAUUUUCUUUGCAUUUGAAGUUGUUGUGCAAUUUUGAAUGUAGAUAAAAUAAAGAAAUAAUGAUAAAAGUG